Adineta steineri is the source of this 3864-nucleotide messenger RNA. Lineage: Eukaryota; Metazoa; Rotifera; Eurotatoria; Adinetida; Adinetidae. The record is from the annotation of a GenBank genome assembly.
AUGGAACUUUCCCUAUUUUACUUCACACUUUUUCUAUGUGUACUACUGUCCGUAGCUGAUCAAGCUGAAUUAAAUUCAUGUCCAACUUCUCGACGUUUAUUAUUUUUUGAUGGAUUUACCUUUCCUCUUCUUGGAGAGAAGAAAGCUGAAACUGUUUCUUCAUCUUCAAAAUCAUCACCUUCAUCAAAAAAUGCUCGAACAGACAAGACACAUGAACUAACCGUUUACAUUCAACCGCAAACUUCAAGUGAACUCGGUCAAAAAGUUCGUUCUUAUAGUCAUUUACUUAAAUCAAAAUUGUUUACAAAAAAAGAACGAGCAAAAUUACGAAAUCUUAAAUUAGAAAAGAAAAAAGCUUCAUUAGAACGUUCAACAAAAAAGAAAAAUACAACACAACAUGCUACUAAAACUCGAGAUUUAGUAGCUGUUGCUGAUGAUGAUCAUGAACGUGAUCGAUGUCGAGCAUUACUUCAUAUUACUCAUGAAAAUAGUUUAAUACCAGCAAAAGAUAUUAAAAAAACAAAGAAGAAAAAUUCAAUUUCAUCCAAAGUAAAAAAUAUUACAGGUGAAGCAAAGAAAAAACUUUCUACCAAAGUUAAAUCUUUGCCUACAAAUGAUAAAAAGAAAUCGAAAAAGGAAAAAACUUCCAAGAGCAAUACGAAAGUUGUUCCUGAUGAAAACAAAAAAAAGAAACCAACCAUUGUCAAAUCAAGUAAAACACAAUCCGACGCUGAUGAAAUACCACAACCACCACCACCACCAAUUCAACGACAAACUUCUUCUCCUCCACCUCCAACUAAUACAAAAACAAAACGAGAAAAAUCACCACCAGUUAUUGAAAUACAAUCUGAAUCAUUAGAUAUGGAUAUUGAUAAUGAUGAUGAUAAAAAUAAUUCUGUAGUUGGUCGAGCUUUUUAUUUUGUUAAAAAUAUGUUUCAAUUAUCUGAUGAUGUACUCGAUAAUAAUCAUACUCAUGAUGAAGAUGAAAUUCUUUCUUCAACAAAUGAACAACAACAUCGUCCAUCAAGAAAAUUACUUUCUGUUGGUAAUGAUGAAUUAAAUCUUUAUUUAAAUCAAUUAGAUAUUCAAGAUUUGUUGGUUCUACCUUUCAAUGAUUUGUCAUCAUCUGUUGCCUAUAUAUCAAAACGACAAUUAUUAUCUGUCAAAACAAGUAAGCACACAACAUCAUCAAAAGAGAAAAAGACAAAUUUAGAUGAAAAUAAACCAAAAGUUGGAUGGAAUUAUCGUUAUCGUAUAUCACGCUAUUUAGAUGAUCAAAAAACAAAACGUACUGGCCAUAAUAAUAAAGGAAUAGGAGGAGGAAAAUCUAAACAAACAACAAAUUCAAAACAAAAUAAUAAGAAAACAAGUUCUGCAAGUGAUACAAAAAUUACAAAACGUAAACUUCUUGAACUUGAAAGUGACGAUGAUGAAUUAAGUUUAAUUGAUAAUGACAUAUCUAAUCAAGAUAUUGUUGAUUCUGUAUUGAUUACUCAAAAUUUUGUUCCUAAACGUCAAUUAUUAUCAUCAAAAAAAGUAAAAAAAACUAAAGUAGUAAAAAUCGAAGAUGAUAAUGAUGAUAAUGAUGAAAAAAGUGAUGAUGAGAAAACCAGUGGACGUCGUCGAAUGAAAUCUUUCGAUGAAUUAACUAAUCCAACUGAAAUUGUUCGUUCAUAUGAUCGUGGGUUAUUUAAACCACGUGUUGGAUGGCAAUUUCGUUAUCGUGUAUCACGUUAUAUUGAUUCAUUACGUGAAAAUAUUCGUGAAGAUGAACAACGUUUAAAAUUAGGUUUACAAGCAAUUAAACGUAAAACACCACAAGAAUUAAGUGGACGACGUAAACGUGUUCUUGAUAAACCAUUUGCAUCAGAAGUUGAAGAAACACCAGAAGUUACAGAUGAAAAUAAACCACAUGUUGGCUGGCGUUAUCGAUAUCGUGUAAGUAAAAUGCUUGAAGCAAAAAAACGUGGAGAAUAUGUUGAUGAUAAUGAAGAAAAACGUAAAGCACGUAUUGAACACAAACAAAAAGGCACUGGUAAAUCUGCCAGUAAUGAUGAUGAUUGUAUUGAAUGGGAACAUGAUUCUGAUCCUGAAUUACGUAAAAUCGGUGAAGAAGGUAGACAUGUUGGAUGGGCAUAUCGAUAUCGUAUUCGUCGUCGACUUGAUGAAUUAAAAGAAAAACAAGCAGAAACUGGAGUUCCAUUUAAUUUGGAAACACUUGGUGGUAAACGCGAGAAAAAAGUAGUUACAACAACAGCAAGUCCAACAGUUGUGUCGGAAGAAAAACCGGUAGAAGCUGAAAGACAAUCUGUUGGAUGGGAAUAUCGUUAUCGUAUUUCGAAAAUGCGUGAAGCACAAAAACAUGGAACAACUCAAAAAUCAACUAAAUCAUCAAGUAAAAAACAUGAUGAUGUUCCAACACAUGAAAAAGUUGAUCCAACAUUAGCACGAUUAACACCAGAAGAACGUUCCGUUGGCUGGCAAUAUCGUUAUCGUAUUCGACGUAAACUUGAUGCACUUAAUGAUGCUGCUGGUCACGAUACUGAAGGUGGUAAACGUGGUAAAAAACAAAAACAUCCAUCUUCAUCAAAAGGAAAAGGAAAAGAUAAAGAAAAAAUAAUUAAACAAGUUGAAGAAUCAAUUGAAAAAAUUCUUAAUAUUGAUGAUAUUGAUGAAACACCAUUUAUGGAAUAUUUUCGUCGUGCAUCAAAUCAUAUUUUCUCUGCUCUUUUGCCAACUGGACGAAAAUCUGUAUGUCUUCUACCAUUACCAGUAACAUUUUCUUUCUGUAAAGAAGAUGAUAAUGACGAUAUUCAAGAAAAAUUAACAAAAAAAUCAGAAUCACAUAAACAGAUUCCAGUUAAAAAAUUACGAACUAAAAAAGAAAAAGAAGCAAAACAAUUUAUUCAUUCACGUUCAACAAAAUUAAAUGCAGUUGAAGAAAAAAUUGAUGAUACACAUAAACCUUCAUUAAAAACACAAACUAUAGCUGUUGAGAAACCACAAAAGAAACAACGAUCACAUCCAUCUAUACGACGUACUGACGAAGAACAAAUAAAACAUUUUGAUGAAGAAGAACAUCCAGUUAAAAAAUUAGUUGGUGUUGAAGCUAAAAAGAAAUCAAAUAGAAAGAAAUUUCAGAUUAUUGGUCAAGAAGUUAAAAUUAAAAAUAAACCUUCAGCUACACCUUCCGUACCAGAAACAACUACACAAUCUCCACCUGUUGUUCAAACCACACCUGCUACUCCAGUAACAACCGCCACCACCACCACCACCACAACUCAUCGACCUGCUACUGAAACUACGACUUCUAUUCCAAUAACUACCACAACUCGUCCACCAACUAUUAAAACUACUCCUUCUCCACCACCAAGAACAACUACAAAACCUCCAACAAUUGUUACAACAUCUCGUCCAAUUGUCGAAAUUCCUCAAACAACUCCACGUACUCCUGAACCAGAAAUUAUUACAACAACUACUCAUUCACCACCAGUUCAAUCUAUACCUGAAAUAGUUGAAGAAGAAGCUGCAACAUUAUUAUCAUCAGCAAAAUCUGCACAUUCUGAUGAAGUAAAAGAAGAAAUCAAUGAAGCAAAUGAAAAUGCUCAAGGAGCAGCAUCAUCACCAGCCGUUACUGAUAGUUCAUCAUCAUCUAGUGAAGAAGAUUUAAAUUCAAAUGAAAGUGAAUCAGAUUCAAGCGAUAGUGAAUCAAGUUCGAGUGAUAGUGAUAGUAGUUCUUCGAGUGAAGAAACCGAUGAAGAUUAUGAUCCAGCACCAAUACAAAAAAUGAAACAAUUUUAUGAGAAUACGAAAGAAAGUGUGCAUGGUGUGUUUGAUUUGAAAGAUGAUCAGGAUAGUUCUUAG